This is a messenger RNA of Neomonachus schauinslandi (Hawaiian monk seal), 936 nucleotides long. RefSeq names its product tight junction protein ZO-3-like. Gene Ontology annotation, molecular function: cell adhesion molecule binding. The transcript is spliced from 7 exons. Gene Ontology annotation, cellular component: plasma membrane; bicellular tight junction. Gene Ontology annotation, biological process: cell-cell adhesion; establishment of endothelial intestinal barrier; positive regulation of blood-brain barrier permeability. NCBI's taxonomy places the organism in Eukaryota, Metazoa, Chordata, Mammalia, Carnivora, Phocidae. The record is from RefSeq and is a predicted model, not a curated record. The coding region runs from base 1 to 810 and encodes 269 amino acids.
AUGGGGAGCCAUGACAGUGUGUUGAGGACAGAUAGCCCCUCCAAGAUCAUCAAGCUGGACACCGUGCGCAUGAUCGCGGAGAAAAACAAGCACGCGCUCUUGGACGUGACGCCGUCAGCGGUCGAACGCCUCAACUACGUGCAGUACUACCCCAUCGUGGUCUUCUGCGCCCCCGAGAGCCGCCCGGCCCUCAAGGCCCUACGCCAGUGGCUGGCGCCCGCCUCCCGCCGCAGCACCCGCCGCCUCUACACGCAAGCCCAGAAGCUACGGAAGCACAGCGAACACCUCUUCACGGCCACAAUCCCCCUGCGUGGCACGAGUGACAGUUGGUACGAGGAGCUCAAGGCCAUCAUCCGCGAGCAGCAGACCCGGCCCAUCUGGACGGCCGAGGACCAGCUGGACAACUCCUCGGAGGACAACCUGGAGCUCCCUCACCGCGGCCUGGCCGACAGCUCUGCAGAUCUGAGCUGUGACAGCCGGGUCAACAGCGACUACGAGACAGAUGGCGAGGGCUACACAGACGGCGAGGGCGGGCCCCACACAGACGUGGACGAGGGUCCCCCGGCGCCAGCUCUGGCCCGGUCCUCGGAGCCCGUGCUCAUGGAUGAGCCCCAGAGCCUGCGGGAUCAUGGGAGAGCCUCCGGUCCCCGAGGGGCCCAGGUAGACAGCCACGCCCACCACGGUCAGUGGCGACAGGACAGCGUGCGGACCUACGGGCGGGAGGCCCUGAAGAAGAAGUUUACACGAGCUCGAGAUAUGGAGUCCUCUGACGAGGACGGCUAUGACUGGGGUCCGGCUACUGACCUGUGACCCCUCCCAGGUGGCCAGCUGACCCAUAUUCCUUUCUCCCCACUGGCGCUGGGACUCGAUUUCCCAUUCAGAACCUAGAACCCCACUUCCUUCUGCCAGUCUUUAAUAAAUAGAGUAUUUUCACAA